AUGGCCGGUGACAAGGACAAUGUCAUCGAAGUCUCCUGGUGCCGCCAUUUGCUGGAUCACGCCGAGCAGGACUACAUGAGCAUGAUCAACAGCUUGCUGAUCGAGAACAAGCAGCUGGAGGAGCUUUUGCUUCUCAUGUCCCAGCACCUUGAUAACCUCGCUGCGAACUUUGUCGGGAAAGACCUCGAAGGCCCAGAGGCCGCGGCAGCCGCGCGCGAGGCCAUGGUGCAGCUGAGCCCCCGCCUCGAGGAGCUCUUCGACGAACGGCGCGAGCUGCAGACGCUGCGGCAAGAGCGGGCGAUGCUGCAGAAGCAAGUCUGCGAGGAGAAGAUGGAGUCCGAGGAGCUUCAAAGAAAGCUGGAGUUGGCUCUGGAGGAAGCUUCUGCAUCCGUGAUUUCGGAUCUGAGGUCCGAGAACGGAGACGAGACGUCCCUACACGAUCGCCUCCGCACAGCGGAGGCCUCCCGCGCCCAGGAGGCCCGCAAUCGCGAGUUGACCGAGGUGCGCUGUGCGCUCGUCCAGCGCCGCUGCUGCAGCACCGUUGCACGGUUGGAAGCUGAGCUCCGUGAGGUCCGCGCGCAGUCGGUGAGUACGCCUUGUCGCAAGAGUGAAAGCGGUUCCUUGCGCGAUGGCUUGGAGUCCGCCGGGCACACGCCGUUGAGGGAAGAGGUCCAGGCUCUUACCGAUCAGAUGGAUUUUGAGCGAGACCUCCACGACCGCCGGCGCGCCCUGUUAGAGCGCUACAGCUCGCCAGAGAAGGUGGCCACGGCUGUCGCCGAGGAGUUGGACACGUUGCUUCUUUUGGCGAGUUGGGCUUCAGGAAUGAAGCUCAAGUUCAAGUUCACUUUCAUCGAUGUCGAGGAGCCGUCGCCGAGUCUCAGGCGUUGCGCCAGCAUGCCGGCAACGUCGACGUAUCAUCGGAGCACGGCUGAAUGCGAGAACGACUACCUGGCAGGGCUCCUGCAGGAGGCCCGGAAUCUCCCCAUCCCGCAGGCUGAGAUCGCCUCUGACCCAAUGCCGGCUCCGGAAGACCUUGAGGUGGCUUGUGACGAAGCAGAUGCAGCCGGAAGCCUCGGGCAUCCUUAUUUCUGCCGCCGCCCUUGUGUCUUACUGGCUUUGGGCCAUUGCCGAAAGGGAAUGGCUUGCAAGUACUGCCAUCAUGCCCACGACAACAAGAAGCAGCAAUCAUUUACGAAGCACGUUCGUGAUAAGAUCAACCGCAUGAAGGGAUCUGCGAAAUUGUGGUUGCUUCGUGAUAGCUUGCUCCUAAAGAUGCGGAAAGUUCCAGAGUUAGCUUCACAACUCACAGGGCUCGUCGACAUCAUCGAGGAAGGGCUACGCCAUGAAGACACAAAGUCGUCAGAAUCCGGAGGCUCGCGACUUCACGAGAAGGUCGCUGUCAUUUCUGUGGCAGCCAUGCUGGGUGACAUGUUCACCCGGAACAUUGAGCCGGACAUUCAGCGUCGCCUACAGGAAGAGCUCCGACGCCUCCGCUUUGAAGCCUGA
Messenger RNA from Symbiodinium sp. CCMP2592, 1506 nucleotides. Lineage: Eukaryota; Dinophyceae; Suessiales; Symbiodiniaceae. The record is from the annotation of a GenBank genome assembly.